Molecule: messenger RNA, 3053 nt
Organism: Lates calcarifer (barramundi perch)
Lineage: Eukaryota; Metazoa; Chordata; Actinopteri; Centropomidae
Product: E3 ubiquitin-protein ligase UBR2-like
Biological process (GO): ubiquitin-dependent protein catabolic process via the N-end rule pathway
Cellular component (GO): cytoplasm; ubiquitin ligase complex
Molecular function (GO): ubiquitin protein ligase activity; zinc ion binding
Source: RefSeq, a predicted model, not a curated record
AUUUCCAGUUCCGGUUCUUCUUGCAGUAGCCACAGAGUAGAGGGAGGAAAGAUGGCGGCAGCCGAGUCCGACGGAGAUCCACCGUCCGCUUCACGUUCGGAAUUCCUGAAUUUCUCCGCCAAAGACACCGCGUCGCGGUGGCUGGCAGCAGCCGACCUGCAGCAGGAGGUGUACCGUCACCUGGCAGUGUAUGUACCCAGAAUCCUUUGUCUGGGUCCGAGUGGGGGCAGCAGCAGCAGGGAGGAGCAGAGGGAGGAGCAGAGGGAGGAGCUGGCCUGUCAGCUGCUCCUCCUGGCUCCUAUGGAGUGGCUCCUGCUGGGGGAGGAGCCGGCGGCCGGCCUGGCUCAGCUGCAGGAGAACAACCAGCCGUCACCGCUGUGUGGACACGUGUUCAAGGUCGGGGAGCCCACCUACUCCUGCAGGGAGUGUGCGGCCGAUCCAACAUGUGUUCUGUGUAUGCAGUGUUUCCUAGGCAGUGUUCACAAAGAGCAUCGAUACAGGAUGACCACAUCAGGAGGUGGAGGUUUCUGUGACUGUGGAGAUGCUGAAGCCUGGAAGAAGGGUCCUUACUGCCAGAAACACACACCGACCGACAACAGCAGAGACACAGAGGAGGACCCCGUAGCUCAGCUCCCCGCUGACAUGGUGGCCCGUGGUUACAGCAUCUUCUCCAUAGUCCUGAAGUACGCUGUGGAUCUGCUGACCUGGGAUCAGGAGGAGCAGCUACCUGCAGGACUGGAGCCACUGGAGAGAGGAGACACCUACUACUGCAUGUUGUUUAAUGAUGAAGUCCACACCUAUGAACAGGUGAUCUACACUCUGCAGAAAGCUGUCAACUGCAGCCAGAAAGAAGCUGUCAGCUUCGCCACCACUGUCGACAGAGACGGCAGGAAGUCAGUUCGAUACGGAGAUUUCCAGUUCUGUGAUCAGGCCAAGUCAGUGAUAGUGAGGAACACCAGCCGUCAGUCGAAGCCUCUCCGGGUUCAAGUGAUGCACUCAUCUGUUGUAGCUCAUCAGUGUUUCGCUCUGAAGGCUCUGAGUUGGUUGGGACAAAUCAUUCAGUACUCUGAUGGACUGAGGAGGAUCCUGUGUCAGGUGGGACUCCAGAAAGGUGCAGAGGGAGAAAACUCCUCUCUGGUCGACCGACUGAUGCUCAACGACUCCAAGAUGUGGAAAGGAGCGAGGAACAUCUACCACCAGCUGCUGAUGAACAGUCUCCUCAUGGACCUCAAGUACAAGAAGAUCUUUGCCAUCCAGUUUGCCAAGAGUUAUGAACGAUUGCAGAGCGACUACGUGAAAGACGACCACGACCGUGAGUUCUCCAUCACUGACCUGUCAGUACAAAUAUUCACCGUCCCGUCGCUGGCCCGGAUGCUGAUGGUGGAGGAGAACUUGAUGACCACCAUCAUCAGGACGUUUGUGGAUCACCUUCGUCAUAGAGACCUGCAGGGACGCUUCCAGUUUGACCGCUACACCGCCCAGCAGGCCUUCAAGUUCGGACGAGUCCAGAGCCUCAUUGGCGACCUGAAGUACGUCCUGAUCAGUCGUCCCUCUGAGUGGAGCGAUCAGCUCAGGAUGAAGUUUCUAGAAGGUUUGGACGCGUUUCUGGAGCUGCUCAAGUGUAUGCAGGGUAUGGACCCGGUGGUGAGACAGGUGGGGCAGCACAUAGAGAUGGAGCCUGAGUGGGAGGCAGCGUUCACUCUGCAGAUGAAACUGACUCACAUCAUCUCCAUGAUCCAGGAGUGGUGCUCUGCUGAUGAGUGUGUGUUGAUCGAGGCUUACAGGAAGUGUCUGGGCGCGCUCAGUCACUGUUACAGUGGCCUCCCAGACGGUGAGCAGCCAAUCAGUUUGAGCCUGGCCGGUCACAGCGUGGAGACGUUCAGGUACCAGGUGUCUCAGGACAAGGUGUCCAUACACCUGCCGGUCUGCAGGCUGCUGGCAGGGCUCCAUGUUCUCCUCAGCAGGACUGAAGUGGCCUCUCGUUUCCCUGAGCAGCUUCCUCUGGGUGAACUCAGCCCCCCCCUCCUGAUCGAACUCCCCCUCCGCUGCCUGGUGCUCUGUGCACAGGUGCAUGCUGGGAUGUGGAGGAGGAACGGCUUUUCCCUGAUCAACCAGAUUUAUUAUUACCACAAUGUGAAGUGCAGAGUGGAGAUGUUCGACAAAGACAUCAUCAUGCUGCAAGGCGGGGCAUCCAUGAUGGAUCCAAACCACUUCCUGAUGAUUGUUCUGAGUCGAUUCGAACUGUUUCACAUUUUCAGCUCUGCAGACGUCAGGAAGAGAUACAGAGAGGCCAACAAGGAUGUGGUCCAGCAGAACAACACUCUGAUUGAAGAGAUGCUUCACCUCAUCAUCAUGGUCGUUGGUGAGCGGUACGUGGCAGGUGUCGGACAGGUGGAGCCGUUUGACGAAGUCAGAAGAGAAAUUAUCCACCAGCUGUCGAUCAGACCAAUGGCUCACAGUGAGCUCGUGAAGGCUCUACCUGAGAAUGGGAAUAAGGAGACAGGUCUGGAGAGAGUCAUCGACGUGGCUUCAUUCAAGAAGCCAGGUGUGACAGGUCGGGGUUUGUAUGAACUGCGUCCUGAGUGGAACAAAUACUUCAACCUGUACUUCCAUCACUACAGCAGAGCUGACCAGUCCAAGGCUGAGGAGGCUCAGAGGAAGCUGAGGAGACAGAACGGAGAGGACACAGGUAAACACACCUGUCUGUCUCACACAUCUACACACCUGGCAUGUGUCUCACUGGUCACCUGUGACACAGACAGGAUUCUGAAUGAAAUGUUGCAGCAGACCUGCGUCACUGUGACUUCCUGUUUUGUCCUCUGGCUUUGUCUGAACCAGAUCUAAGUGAGUCUGGACCUCAGAGGCCUGUACUAUGAAGGGAGUUUAACCUCCUCUGAUUUAACUCAGGUUAUCAAUGAAAGUUGGGGGUGACAAACUAAAUGGUCUUAAAUGGUAUGGCAGUGAUUAAGAUGUCGGUAAGUUGAGUUGGUGUUAAAAUAAUGGACAAUAACGUCCCCCCACCCCCAUUUAAAGGAUUAUUCACAUCAAUAAUA